AUGAAUCCUGAAUCGGUACUUAGAGCAGGGAAAUUAUUCCAAACGCAGUAUGGUGGCGAUGGUGUGGAUUUUAUUGAUCAACUCAAUUACCAAUACACAGGAGGUCUAAUGGUGAUUUUUAUCGCAAUAAUUGGUGUUCGGCAGUAUGUCGAACUUCAUGAUGUGGAGAUUGGAGAUUGA
This is a messenger RNA of Rodentolepis nana, 180 nucleotides long. NCBI's taxonomy places the organism in Eukaryota, Metazoa, Platyhelminthes, Cestoda, Cyclophyllidea, Hymenolepididae. The record is from the annotation of a GenBank genome assembly.